GAAUGAGUUAAUCUGACUCUCUUCUUCUCCAAUUAGUUGAUGGAGGCUCAUGCCAGCAGAGAGAAAAUAAUCAAAAGCUGUAUUGCUCAGACUUCAAAUGUAGUAAAAACUCUCCGAGAAGAGAGGGAGAAGGCCCAGGAUGACAUAGUAUUAUUAAAGCAUCUGAGGCAGGAGCAGACAAAGCUGAAGCUGAUGCAGUCUGAACUGAAUGUGGAAGAAGUAGUAAACGACAGAAGCUGGAAGAUAAAGAACCCUUCAAAUAAACUGCCAAGGAAAGAUAAAAACCGGCUUAAAGGUGAAUGUGAGAGAGAGGAGGGCUUCAAAGUACAUCACCUGCAGGUUUCCUAGUCCCACUCAGAUGUGUAAGACUGAAG
This is a messenger RNA of Pelodiscus sinensis (Chinese soft-shelled turtle), 374 nucleotides long. The record is from RefSeq and is a predicted model, not a curated record. Lineage: Eukaryota; Metazoa; Chordata; Testudines; Trionychidae.